AUGGACUUCUCCUACUUCUUCUCGUCGUCAUCAGAGAAGAAGUCGUCGAAGCGCCGCCAGCAGCAGCAGCAGGACAGUGGCAACGAGACGAGGUACCUCGGGGUGAGGCGGCGGCCGUGGGGCCGGUACGCGGCGGAGAUCCGGGACCCGGCCACCAAGGAGCGGCACUGGCUCGGCACGUUCGACACGGCGGAGGAGGCCGCCAUCGCCUACGACCGCGCCGCCCGCAACCUCCGCGGCGCCAACGCCCGCACCAACUUCGCCUACCCGGACCUGCCGCCGGGCUCCUCCGUCACCCCCUACCUCUCCCCCGACCUCCCCGCCGACCAGCUCCAGCACUACUACGCCAACCCCCUCGUCACCGCCGCCGCUGAGUCGGCGCCGCCGGCCUGCGGCCAGCCCGCUCAUGGCGGCGCCGACGCUUCGAUGGCCUACGGCGGGAACAACGGUGCCGAGAUGGACAUGUACUUCGACGGCGGCGCCGCCGCCAGUGGGGGUGACAGCAGGGCGUGGUGCGACGCGUCGGAGCUGGACUUCGGCGGCGGCUACAACGACGACGCGGCGGCGGCGGCGGCCAACGCGUCGCACGGCGUGUACUUCGAGGAAGGGUAUGUGCACAGCCCUCUGUUCUCGCCGAUGCCGGCGGCCGAUGAGGUCAACGGGUUCCAGCUCGGCGGCUCGUCGUCCUCGUACUACUACUGA
This is a messenger RNA of Panicum virgatum (switchgrass), 702 nucleotides long. Its product is annotated as ethylene-responsive transcription factor LEP-like. Gene Ontology annotation, biological process: regulation of DNA-templated transcription. Bases 1 to 702 code for a protein of 233 amino acids. NCBI's taxonomy places the organism in Eukaryota, Viridiplantae, Streptophyta, Magnoliopsida, Poales, Poaceae. Gene Ontology annotation, molecular function: DNA binding; DNA-binding transcription factor activity. The record is from RefSeq and is a predicted model, not a curated record. The transcript has 2 exons.